CUAAGCUCAGUCGAGCCAGCGCCGUGAUCGGAGUUGGAAUAGUGACUGGCGAACUGUGUUCCGAGCAGGCGUAUCCGCUCUCGGCGUUCUAGUCGCUCCUGUAAUCACGCGUACACGAAAUUAAUUCGGUUCGGCUGACAAAACCGAGGUCGAAUAUUCGAAUCAGUCGUCUCGUCUCUCGUUCGAUCGUUUCUUUGGCUCCCGCCGUGUACUCCUCCUACACUUCUCUGUCUUUCUCCGUCGUACACACUCGAUUCACCGACAGUUUAGUUGUCGCUGCUCGUUAACCGCCGUGAAUGACUGUCGCGAAGGCCUUUUUUUUACGGAGCCGCCACAGACAUGGCAGUGAAAAUGCGGUAGUGACAGUGGUACACUAGAGACAGGGAUAAGAAGGGAAUCCCUGACUGCGUUUUGUAGGCGCGAGGACGCCACGAGUUUACUCGAGAAAAUCGAAGUGAACGAAAUUACGGGGAGAGGCUCCUUGAAGCCCAGGGCCAGAAGUUAUGACGAGCUCGUGUGUUCGAGGACGAGGAAUUUACGCGCAUGUGUCCAGUGGGAUUUAGUGUCGGCGAUAAACCAUUCUUUCCAGAUCUGGAUACCUUGCUCUCGACACCUACGGGACCUGGAUUAUCUCAUGUCAGGAUGGCGCUGGCGCGACUUGCGGUGAGCGACUGUGCGCCUCAAACGUCGCGGGUCAGCUCAAACUUGCACAGCAGCAGUAGUAUGGCAGUAAGCCGUGUACCAAGCCCUCCACCACCGGAAGUGAACACCCCUGUGGCCGAAAAUUGGUGUUACACGCAGGUGAAGGUGGUUAAGUUCAGCUACAUGUGGACGAUAAAUAACUUCAGCUUUUGCCGAGAGGAAAUGGGAGAAGUACUAAAGUCGUCCACCUUCUCAGCAGGGGCCAACGAUAAAUUAAAAUGGUGCCUAAGAGUGAAUCCUAAGGGUCUGGAUGAGGAGAGCAAAGACUACCUGUCUCUGUAUCUCCUUCUCGUUUCGUGCAACAAAUCUGAAGUCAGAGCAAAGUUCAAAUUUUCUAUUCUUAAUGCCAAAAGAGAAGAAACCAAAGCAAUGGAGAGCCAACGUGCUUACAGGUUCGUCCAAGGUAAAGAUUGGGGUUUUAAGAAGUUCAUUAGGAGAGAUUUCUUAUUGGAUGAAGCCAAUGGACUUUUGCCCGACGAUAAACUCACGAUAUUCUGUGAGGUCAGCGUAGUGGCGGACAGCGUGAAUAUUUCCGGGCAAAGUAAUACUAUACAAUUCAAAGUUCCAGAAUGUCGACUACCGGAUGACCUUGGGCUUCUGUUUGAAAACCAAAAAUUCAGCGAUGUCACGCUGACAGUGUGUGGAAGGGAAUUUCAGGCGCACAAAGCCAUCCUUGCAGCGCGAAGUCCCGUUUUCUCGGCGAUGUUCGAGCAUGAGAUGGAGGAAAGAAAACAAAACCGCGUGGACAUCACCGACGUGGACCACGAAGUGUUACGAGAGAUGUUGCGGUUUAUAUACACCGGAAAGGCAGCAAAUUUGGAAAAAAUGGCGGACGAUUUACUAGCUGCGGCGGACAAAUACGCAUUAGAAAGGUUGAAGGUUAUGUGCGAGGAAGCAUUAUGCACGAGUUUAGCAAUCGAAAACGCAGCCGACAUCCUGAUUCUCGCUGAUCUUCAUAGCGCCGAUCAACUCAAGGCACAGGCCAUAGAUUUUAUCAAUACACACGCGACGGAUGUGAUGGACACAGCAGGUUUUAAGUCGAUGGUGAACUCUCAUCCGCAUCUCAUAGCGGAAGCGUUUCGAGCGUUAGCCACCCAACAAAUUCCACCGAUCGGACCGCCCAGGAAGCGAGUGAAACAGAGCUGAAAACAGUCACCGUUAACUCCGGGCACGACCUCCACAUCGCCCCCGCCUAUUCUGCAUCCUUCAUGACUUUUUUGUGUACAGUGAUACAAGUAGUGCUAAAUAAAUGUUUCCUAGUGCGCCAUCAUCUGGUCCACUUGAAAAGGAACUGCGACGAGAACUGUUCUUCAUGGGUUUUGACCGAUAAACGUAUCUUUCAAACAAGAAAUACAGUGUUGCAACGUUGCAGCGGUUCAAAUGGCCAGCUCCAGACGAGAAACGCAAUUAACCUAUGGCUAUAGACUUUGUUGUAAUUCGGUGAGAUCGUCGACGUUAGAAGAAGCCUAUCACAUAAAAUGGAGAGAGAAGUUCGAGCACUUGUACACACGUAUAUGGAAGAUAAUCUGGAAACAAGUAAAUCAUGAUGCGUUUACCCUAGCUGGUUGGAAACGGUUUGGAGAAUUUUUGGUACUUUGCAUUGUGCGUCUUGUAUUAACGUUACGUUCUCGUGCGUGAGAGAAACAUGUGUUUUUAUCCACCGACACGCAACACAAUCAUGUCAGCGAUUUAUCAAUGCGCAUCAUUAGGGUCUCGCAAUGGAUUUGCUUUCGUUCAUAAAACGAAAAUAGCUAGAAGCGCGCAUACCAUCUAUGUAUUACGCAAAAGACAUCAGAAGCAGCCAGAGGACCAAGGCGAGAUUGAAACUCGCUGAAACAUUGCUACACACAUAUACACUCACACGUGAAGAGGGAGGUAUACACAUGAUGCACGAAGAAAGUUGUGAUAGACGUCGAUCAGACGCUUAUAAGAAAAAGAUUUUGUUCCUUUGUCGAAAAAAUAUGAAUCAAACGAAAUGUCCCUCGCUUGUUCGUCAUGUACGCGAGUGACAAGAAUAAAAUUAGAUAUGUUUAUUACUGAUAUAGUGAUUUUUAGUUUUAAAUGGAAAAAAAGAAGGCAAAAUGAAAACGUCGAAUUCUUCCAAGAACGGAGAAAAAAUGAUUCUAGUUAGUGUUUUUUAUGAUCUCUUUCUCUCAGCAUAUACGACUACUACUAUGAUUACUAUUAAUGCUACGCAAUCUGUGCCCCGUAUUUUUGUAUAUUUUUUGUCUGCAGAUACCGCCCCAUGUCCCAUCCUCUAUGCGGCCUUUUUCUCUAUGUCCCUGAACCCUCACCCCUUUAUUGCUAGGCACAGUUUGUUUUGUUUUCUCGAGUAUUGCAUAGUAGACGAAGUGAUAGAUUCGAAUUAUUAUUAUUAUUAUUAUUAUUAUUAUUAUUAUUAUUAUUAUUAUUAUUAUUAUUAUUAUUAUUAUUAUUAUUAUUAUUAUUAUUAUUAUUAUUAUAUUAUUAUUAUUAUUAUAUUAAAUUUAGGGUUGUCCAUAAUUUAUCAAAUUUUAUGUUGAUUACUAUUGAAAUGUCUAUCGUAUUCGUAUGCAGGAUGCUCUAUAUUAAUUAAAGGUGAUACAAGAAUCGCAUUAAAUGAAAAGAUGAAGUCGAUGAAACGCGUUAUCAAAAAAGAAGGAAAUGACGUAAAAGGAACAGGAAACAAAAAAAAUGAAAAAAAAAGAGUUAAAACAAACUGUAUAAAAUAACAAGGUUAGUCAAUUACAUAGUACGAGAAUAUUAAUCGUUUUUUGUGUAAUUAAUUAUCAAAAUCGCAAAAUUAUGUGGUCAAUGAUCUGAAUUAUGGGCAACCGGCAGAAUACGUAAAACAAUAAUCAUCAUUUAGUACCGUACUGGCUUCCUGAUCCUCCGACCUAGCUUUACCGAACGUUUUAAAUACAAGAUAUAAAUACCUACCAUUACAAGGAAGUAAUGAUAUCGAAGAUUUAAUGCCAUACAUGUUCUGUGAUAAGACCACUGUAAUUAACCGCAAUUGUAUCACAACCUUUCUAGAACUUUCUGACGAUCCUGGCAGCCAGUGAAUUUAUCUUUUAAGGAAACGGUCGCUAUAUCCGGACAGUCCCAAAUCUAGCGUCCCUUUCGAUUUUAAGGUUUUUACUGUACAUAUCUACUGUAUUUUAUAAGAACUGAACCGAAACGGAACCAUACUUUUAAUGAAGGGUACAAUAAUCAACUAUAAUUUAUUCUAUUUUACAGACUGUGCUAAACUCAUGUUCCUUGAAACACACUAGCAAUGCUUUAAGUAAAUGUAAUGUAAUCGCGACAAAUUAAUACGAUUAGAUUAUAUAUGUGUAUCUCGUUUUUAAUCUCGACACGUGUAUACACUUACCCGUACCGCCUGUCGUGAUGGCGUAAUGUACCUCUGUCGAGGUUAAAAAGUAAUGAAGAAAAAAGAAGCAACUCCUAUGGAAAAAUAGUUAGGGAAUGUUUUUCCACCGUUUUUUACAUGAUGUUUAUUUCAUUUGUAGUAGGUUUUAAGGCUUACGAAAGAAUAAGUCGAUAAAACUACAAAACAGAGAAAUGAAAAUAAAGAGAAAAUAAGUGUAAAGGAAACAAUGAAAUAUGUAAGCGCUUUAAGGAACAGAUUUUGGCCAUGUGUGCUCGCUCAGAUUUUAAAGAUGUCAAACAAAAAAAGAGAAAAGAAAAAAUUGUCUACGUCCAUUCUAAUACCCAUGUUCUAUCUUUGGGACUGUGCGGCGAACAAAAAAAUAUCUCAUGAAACUCGUAAUGUUGAAUGUCUUUUUCCUAAAAACGCGAAAAACUAAAUAUUAAUACCGUACGACAGUUCGAGAAACAUUAGAUGCAAUUCUUUUUGAACCAAUCUGCAUGAGCGUAUGACUGGAUAAUUUGAUAAACUAAGUACAAGUAAGACAAGUGUUACCUCAUCAUGAAAAUCAGCAUGUUCGUGUCGCACUAGCUACUACUGCGCUGCUGUCUGAUACACUUCCAUUGUAUAUUGCAUUUAAACUCGAAGAAAAAAAAGAAGCUUUUUGUAACGAAUAGUUCAGCAGUGGUAGCUUUUCGAAGUACAUGACUGCUGUUCAUCGAACCCAGCUCAUAUAAACGUUCAUUUUUCCAUUUACUUUAAGUCAUUGCACCACAUCAAAUAAAUGACAUUUUCAUUAUAUAAUCAUGAGAA
Molecule: messenger RNA, 4864 nt
Organism: Bombus terrestris (buff-tailed bumblebee)
Lineage: Eukaryota; Metazoa; Arthropoda; Insecta; Hymenoptera; Apidae
Gene: rdx
Product: speckle-type POZ protein
Exons: 8
Coding region: 544-1848 (434 amino acids)
Biological process (GO): proteasome-mediated ubiquitin-dependent protein catabolic process; regulation of proteolysis
Cellular component (GO): nucleus; cytoplasm
Molecular function (GO): ubiquitin protein ligase binding
Source: RefSeq, a predicted model, not a curated record